UCUCGGCUGCGCUUAUUCUGGUCUAAGACAGUUCAAAACAGCAAUGGAGUACCAUCAGCGUGCUCUAGAAUUUGCUAAAGAAGUUGGAGACAAGGCAGAAGAGGCACGCUCACUCUGUUCUCUUGGAAUAAGUUGGGAGAGGGAAGGAAAUAUAAUGAGAGCGCUUGACCUCUUUCAUUCGAGUGUAAAGAUUUAUGAUGAUAUCAGGGAUAGUCUUCAAUUUAACGACAACUGGAAGAUUUGCUAUCGCAAUCAGCAUAAAGAUGCAUACACAUGUUUGUGGCGUAUUAACCUAAGUCUAGGUGAAGUUGUUAAAGCUUUCUUUGCCGCAGAAAAGGCACGUGCUCAAGCUCUGAGAGAUCUUUUAAACUCAAAAUAUCAGGUUGGAGACUCUUCAGAAUAUAGGAGCCUGUGCGUUUCUCUGAGUUGUGUACCAUCAAGUACAGUUUUCAUAGCUAUAAGUGGGCCUUGCGUUUACUUCUGGGUUUUCCUAAGCAACGAAAAUGUCCAGCUGAGAAAGGCACAUAUCAAUAAUUACAGAUAUCAGGAUGAACUGGAAUUUUUCAUCGGGAAGAUGAACAGAGAUGCCCUUAAGGAGAUCGGUGUUAGAGAUGCUGUAACCUGCGAGAAUCCUCCGACUGAGUCGCUGAAAGAGGAGGAAGUGGCGAAUGAUAUGAUUCGAAUUGAUGUGAAGUCUUCACAAUCAACUGCGCUGCAGAAGCUUUAUAAUAUCAUUAUUACUCCCAUCGCUGAUCUGAUCGUAGGCAACGAGCUCACAGUUGUCCCUGAGGGGCCAUUUUGCCUUGUACCUUAUGCAGCUUUAGAGGACCAGAAGUCAACAUAUCUAAGUGACUCUCUCGGAAUUCGCGUGCUUCCGUCCCUGACGACUUUACGAUUAAUUACUAAUUGCCCAGCUGAAUUCCACAUGGAGAGUGGUGCUUUGCUUGUCGGCGACCCGUGUUUCAAACAUGUACUUUAUCAGGGAAAACUGUUGACGCAACUUCCGGGAGCAAAGAAAGAAGUUGAAAUGAUCGGACGAAUCCUCCAUACUUCCCCCCUGCUAAGAGAAAUGGCUUCAAAAGAUGAAGUUUUAAAACGACUGUCAUCGGUGGCUUUAGUACACAUUGCAUCACAUGGUAAAAUGGAAACUGGAGAAAUUAUAUUGGCUCCAAACACUGCAAGAGAGAACCCUCAGCCCCAAGAGACUGACUAUCUAAUGACGAUGAAAGAUGUCCUAGAAGCUGGGCUGCGGGCGCGACUAGUUGUUCUAAGUUGUUGUCACACUGCUCGUGGGGAGAUCAUGGCCGAGGGUGUGGUUGGCGUCGCGCGAGCAUUUUUGGGUGCGGGUGCUAGAUCGGUUGUGGUAACGUUGUGGGCGAUUGAGGACGAGGCAACCCUGGAGUUCAUGAGUUUCUUCUACGAUGCACUGUUCAAAGGCAAGAGGGCAAGUGAAGCUCUCAAUGGAGCCAUGAAGUGUAUGAGAGAAUCUGGAAAUUUCAAGGAGGUGAAGCAGUGGGCACCAUUCGUACUCAUUGGUGACGAUGUUCAACUGGAUUUUAAGGAGAUUUAGAUGCUGAACCAUUUAAGGAGGUGAGCCUUGAAGCAAGAAAGCCGAUGAAGUUUAAAGCUGCCCACAAACGUUAAUGUUUGUAGCAAAACCCACUGGGCUACUGAUGGAAUGUCUGUGAUAGUCUUCUUUUCAAAACAGGGUGAACCAAAAGAUGCUUAAAUCAAAAAUUUAACAGGAGCCCCUAUGGAUUUCUAUUGUUUCAAAAAUUGUUUUUUCAGUUUUAAGAAAUGCUCUUGGAUUUUGGACAUAUCAAAGAGAAAGAACUUUGAAGUGUCUUGAUUGUUCAUGUCAGGUUCAAACUAGUUUUGUAAUGUUAUUUUUUUCAGUGAUGUCCUGAAAUUAUCAUGACUCGCUAGGUAGCUGUAAUCUAAUUUGAAUGAAGUCGUUACCUAUAAACAAGUUUAUUGGUGUUGCAGUUUCGUCUAAGUCGAAAAGAUUUUUUUUCCAAAUUUUUUUCAAUCCAUUUUUGCCGUAUAGCUGAGUGAUAGUUAUACGCUUGUAUAGAGUUUUCAGAGAACUUGAAGAAUACUCAGUUGUUCCGCAAUUGAUCGAUGAUCUUAGUUUCAGUCGAGUGGAAAUUGCGUGAGUAACUUUUCGAGGAAUUUUACCAAGUUGUUUGUUGUUAAAGUUAUUUUCUGCAUCUAUUAAUUCGUUUGGUCUGACUUUGAGUGACUGAUUCUAACUAUUAUGGCUAAGGUUUAACCUUGUCUUUACCAAUAUUUAGAAAGAUUUGUCUUUUGCGUUUGAUUGCGAUAAACAAUUAUUGUACCUUGUGUAGUGCAUCAGAUACAUUUUAAGAAUGCUCUUAAAAACCGAUUGUUCAAUUAGAAAAUGGAAGGCUUAACUGAAUAAUUUUUUUGUUCGGAAACUGCAUGGCAGUUUCAAAGUUAUGUCUCAGACGAAAGGUCGAGGGGAAAAGUUCAGAAAGUUUUAAG
This is a messenger RNA of Stylophora pistillata, 2505 nucleotides long. RefSeq lists its product as uncharacterized. The record is from RefSeq and is a predicted model, not a curated record. Gene Ontology annotation, molecular function: protein binding. Lineage: Eukaryota; Metazoa; Cnidaria; Anthozoa; Scleractinia; Pocilloporidae.